Molecule: messenger RNA, 849 nt
Organism: Clavispora lusitaniae ATCC 42720
Lineage: Eukaryota; Fungi; Ascomycota; Pichiomycetes; Serinales; Metschnikowiaceae
Gene: POR1
Product: porin
Biological process (GO): monoatomic anion transmembrane transport
Cellular component (GO): mitochondrial outer membrane
Molecular function (GO): voltage-gated monoatomic anion channel activity
Source: RefSeq, a predicted model, not a curated record
AUGGCUCCAAUUGCAUUUUCUGACAUCCAAAAGUCUUCCAAUGACUUGUUGAACAAGGACUUUUUCCACUUGUCCUCUGCUGCUGUUGAUGUCAAGUCUACCGCACCAAACGGUGUUGCCUUCACCGUUAAGGGUAAGACUGCCAAGGACAACUCCAUUGCCGCUUCUGUCGACGCCAAGUACGCUGACAAGGCUACUGGUUUGACUUUGACCCAGGGCUGGAACAACGCCAAUGUCUUGAACACCAAGAUUGAAUUGUCUGAGUUGUUGACCCCAGGCUUGAAGGGUGAAUUGGACACCUCUGUGGUUCCAAACGGUGCCAAGAACGCCAAGUUGAACUUCUUCUACCAACAAUCUGCUGUCAACGCCAGAUUGUUCUUCGACUUGCUCAAGGGCCCAAUCGCCACAGCUGACUUGACUGUGGCUCACGAUGGCUUCACUGCAGGUGCUGAAUUGGGCUACGACAUUGCUUCCGCCAAGCUCAACAAGUACUCUGUUGGUGUUGGUUACGCUAACCCAUUGUACACUGUUGGUGUUACUUCCACCUCCAACUUGUCUGUCUUCACUGCCGCUUACUACCACAAGGUUUCCCCAUUGGUUGAGGCUGGUGCUAAGGCCACUUGGGAUUCUGUUAAGUCCUCUGCUGUCAACGUCGAGUUUGCCACCAAGUACAAGUUGGAUGCUACCACCUUCGUCAAGGCUAAGAUUGCUGACUCCGGUUUGACUGCUGUGUCUUACUCUCAAGAAUUGAGACCAGGCGUGAGAUUGGGUCUCGGUGCUUCCUUCGAUGCCUUGAAGUUGGCUGAACCUGUCCACAAGUUGGGUGUCUCUUUGUCUUUCUCUGCUUAA